Messenger RNA from Solanum verrucosum, 2727 nucleotides. Its product is annotated as U-box domain-containing protein 35-like. Gene Ontology annotation, biological process: protein phosphorylation; protein ubiquitination. Gene Ontology annotation, molecular function: ATP binding; protein kinase activity; ubiquitin-protein transferase activity. NCBI's taxonomy places the organism in Eukaryota, Viridiplantae, Streptophyta, Magnoliopsida, Solanales, Solanaceae. The record is from RefSeq and is a predicted model, not a curated record. The transcript has 9 exons. The coding region runs from base 42 to 2456 and encodes 804 amino acids.
UUUCUCUUUUGUGUAAUAGAGCCUUGACAGUAAGUGGUUAGAUGAUGGAAGAAAUUAAAGUGGAAGGCUUAAGUGCUCUGCCUUUAUUAAACUCUCCAACCAUUGCUGUAGCUAUCAAUGGUAAGAAAAAGAGCAAAUAUGUAGUCAAGUGGGCUUUGGACAAAUUUGUUCCUGAAGGAAAGGUUUGCUUCAAGCUGUUACAUGUCCGUCCACGCAUAACUGGUGUGCCAACCCCCAUGGGAAGCUUUAUACCUAUUUCACAAGUGCGGGAGGAUGUAGUGGCUGCUUUCCGAAAGGAUGUGGAGUGGCAAACAAGUGAAAAUCUGCUUCCUUACAAGAUGUUAUGUACUAAUCGAAAGGUCCAAGUAGAAGUUUUACAACUUGAAUCAGAUGAUAUCGUGAACGCAAUAGCACAGGAGAUCACCAAGCUUAAUAGCAUCAAGCUUGUGAUAGGUGCUUCAUCUCGUAGCAUAUUUUCUAGGGGACAAAGCUUAUCCUCAAGAAUCUCGGGCAGUACUCCAAGCUUUUGUACCAUCUAUGCUGUUUCAAAAGGAAAAUUGUUAUCUGUACGUCCUUCUGAUUCAGAGAUAAAUGGAAGCAGUUCAGCUGGAGAUAGUUACACAAGUUGCUCAAUCACCAGUUCAACAGUUCACACUUCAAGUUCACUAACAGAAAGGUCAGAACCAGACUCAAGUUCUUCAUACAGUCACUUCCGUUCUCCUUCACUGCCAAUGCAAAGAUUUCGAGCUCUUUCACAUAUUAAUCAGAACUUUCCUCAUAGAAGAGCAUGUUCAAAUGUAUCAGCCCACCAUAAUAGCUUAUCUCUUGAUUUUGGUGAUGGCGAGGAUGAUGUCAGGUCUUGUCCCCAAGGAACAUAUCUUACUGAUGGAGAUGACCUUACUUCUACUUUUAGGAGCUUGGUAACAGACAACUACACUAUAGCAGAUGAUCAAGCUUCAAUUUCAGGGGCUCUGACAGAUUCAUCGUCGAGAUAUGAGACGGACAUCAAUUUUGAGCUAGAGAAGCUAAGAACUGAAUUAAGACAUACUCGAGGAAUGUAUGCAGUUGCACAAACUGAAGUAAUUGACGCUUCUAGGAAGAUAAAUGAGCUGCACAAGCGCCGGUUGGAGGAAGAUGUUAAACUUCGGGAAAUUUGUUUGAAGGAAGAGGAAGUAAAAGCGUUGGCACUAAAAGAGAAUGAGAAGUACGAAGCUGCAAAAAGGGAAGCUGAUUAUGUGAAGGAGUGUGCUGAAAGAGAGGCAGCACAAAGAAAAGAAGCAGAACUACUAGCCUUACGUGAGGCAAAAGAAAAAGACAAGCUUGAGAAUGCCUUGACAGGCAAGGCACAUCAGUACCAAGAAUUCACCUGGGAAGAAAUCGUAUCUUCCACCUCUUCUUUCGAUGAAAAUCUUAAAAUUGGUAUGGGGGGAUAUGGAACUGUUUAUAAGUGCAGCUUGCAUCAUACUACAGUGGCUGUCAAAGUUCUUCACUCUGAGGGAUCUCAUCUUACGAAGCAGUAUCAGCAAGAGCUGGAAAUAUUGAGCAAAAUUAGUCAUCCACAUUUGCUAAUCCUUCUUGGUGUGUGCCCCGAUCGUGGUUGCUUAGUGUAUGAGUUCAUGGAGAAUGGUAGCUUGGAGGAGAGACUUUUCAGGAAACAUGAUACACCUCCAAUUCCAUGGUUUGAUAGAUAUCGAAUUGCAUGGGAAGUGGCUUCUGCCCUUGCCUUCCUUCACAACUCCAAGUCAAAUCCGGUUAUUCAUCGUGAUCUAAAGCCUGCAAACAUAUUGCUUGAUCGUAAUUUUGUCAGUAAAAUUGGUGAUGUUGGCCUCUCAACCAUGAUAAAUUCGGACGCUGCCUUAUCCACCAUUUACAAAGAUACAGGUCCUGUGGGAACACUUUGCUACAUAGACCCUGAGUACCAAAGGACUGGAUUGAUCUCUCCAACAUCUGACAUUUAUGCGUUUGGGAUGGUUCUCUUGCAGUUGCUAACAGCAAAAGCAGCAAUGGGACUUCCUCACAUUGUUGAAACAGCAAUCGAUAAGGAUAAUCUAACUAAGGUACUAGAUCCAGAUGCUGGUAAAUGGCCAUUAGAAGAGACAAAGAAACUAGCUAUGCUAGCACUUAAAUGCACAGAGCUUUGUCGAAGAGACAGACCGGAUUUGAAAGAUGAAAUUCUCCCUGCAUUGGAGAAAUUAAAAGAAUUUGCUGAUAAGACUCGAGAUUCUGCCUCGACUACCAAAUCUCCUCCUCCUAACUACUAUUUGUGUCCUUUACUCAAGGAUAUAAUGAAGGACCCUUGUGUGGCAGCUGAUGGGUAUACUUAUGACAGGAACGCAAUAGAAACAUGGCUAAAAGAGAAGGAUAUAUCACCAAUGACAAGCCUACCAUUAGCUCAUAAGAACCUUCUACCAAAUUACGCACUGCUUUCUGCGAUUCUGGACUGGAAAUCAAGAUAGGCUGGAAAACAUUUAGAUUGUUUGGAUAGAUAUUUUUUUAGACUUAUAGUCUAGUUGAACAUAGCAUACCACCUUAACACAAUGAACCAGCUGAUAGAUUUGAAUGUUUCUCUGUAAUUGUGAGAUUGAGUAAACAGUCCUAUAACAUGUUAGUAGGAUAAAAAUGAGUGACAGUAAGAGAAGAGUUGUGGAAGAAAGUUGCAUAUGAGACUAUGUAUCAAUCUUGAACUCCUGUUGUCAUCACUUGAGUUGCAAUGGUCAAAUUAUUAAA